Messenger RNA from Manduca sexta (tobacco hornworm), 1506 nucleotides. RefSeq names its product carboxypeptidase B. The transcript is spliced from 6 exons. Gene Ontology annotation, biological process: proteolysis. The coding region runs from base 9 to 1304 and encodes 431 amino acids. The record is from RefSeq and is a predicted model, not a curated record. NCBI's taxonomy places the organism in Eukaryota, Metazoa, Arthropoda, Insecta, Lepidoptera, Sphingidae. Gene Ontology annotation, molecular function: zinc ion binding; metallocarboxypeptidase activity.
GCCUGGACAUGAGUCGGUCAAUAAUUCUUUUGUUUUUGGGUGUUGUUUUAGCGAAACACGAAAUUUACGAAGGCCAUGCCGUGUACGAAGUAAGCGUCAAAAAUUAUGACCAAGGCAAGUUCUUGAAUCAGCUACAAUAUCAACUGGAGGUCGAUUUUUGGUCCUACGCAGUGCCAGGGAGACCUGGAAUGGUCCUCGUCUCCAAAGACAAGAGAUCUGAGUUGGAAGAAAUACUGAAAGCUGAAAACAUCGAGUUUGAAGUAAAGACUGAAAAUAUUAAGGAGUUACUGGAUUUGGAAGAGAACUUACUAGAAGAUGUAUCCAAAAAGAGUUACAAUGCAUCAAGAUCAGCUGGUCUACCUUUCGAUAGGAUUUAUACCUACAAACAGGUGGACGAAUAUCUUGAGAUGUUGGCUAAACAGUUUCCGGAGACAGUGAAGAUUGUUAACGCUGGGAAGAGCUUUGAAGGCAGGGAUAUGAAAUACUUGAAGAUCUCCACAAGUAACUUCGAAGACGACAGCAAACCCAUAGUGUUCAUAGAAUCCCUCCUCCACGCGCGGGAGUGGAUCACCCUCCCGGCCACUCUGUACGUCAUACACAAGCUGGUGAUAGAUGUGACGGAGCGAGACCUGCUGCAGGACAUCAACUGGAUCAUUCUGCCUAUCGCUAACCCUGAUGGAUACGUGCACAGCCAUGAACAGGCCCGUUUCUGGCGCAAAAACCGGGCAACUGGCUUCAUUCCCGCAAAUGUAUGUGUAGGCGUCGAUCUCAACCGCAACUUUGACAUUAACUGGAGCACCGCCUCCAGCGGCAACGUCUGUUUGGACACCUUCCACGGUAGCGCUCCUUUCUCUGAACCAGAGACUGCCAACAUCAGAGACAUAUUCACAGAAUACUCCGACCGACUAGAACUCUUCUUGGAUAUCCACAGUUUUGGAAGCAUGAUCCUGUAUGGUUGGGGGACGGGAGUCCUUCCUGACAAUGGCUUGAUUUUCCAUUCCGUCGCUGUGCGGAUGGCUAAUGCUAUCGAUACUGUGAAGAUGCCCUGGAAUCGUAAUUACAUCGUUGGGAACUCUGCCCUUGUCUUGUACCAGGCUUCUGGAUCCGCUAUGGAUUAUGGAAUAGUUGGUGGAGCCGAUUUAUCAUAUACAUAUGAGCUUCCAGGAUUUAGGGGUGGCUCUGGUAUGAUGGGAUUUCUUGUUAAUCCUGAAUUUAUUGAGCAAGCUGGGUUCGAAACCUGGGAAGGCAUUAAGGUCGGUGCAAGACAUGUUCGCGAUAAGUUUAAGAGAAAGGCCAGAUUGUGAAUGUUGUAAAAUAAAAUAAUUCAUACAUUUAUUAAGGUGGUUUAAUUAAAACGAUUUUAUUUAGAUCCUAACGGAUCUUUUGAAUUUACAUUUUCUUUUUCGUGACGAAUUAAUUAAUAUCAGUCGUUUUCCUUCUUUCGCUUCUUGUACGAAGUUUGAUGUUUCCUUCUCUUUUUUGUUUUUACUGGUCUUUAAAACUGAA